CGCAGCCCACGAGAACAAUUCCACGUGGCUUGAUCCAAUGAAAAUCGACGUUAGUGAGAGAUGACCGAACGAUCUCAACGAUAAAACCGAGUUUCAACGAAAACAACCGACUGAUCAUUCGGUCCCGAGUCGUGAUGCGAGGAUCCUUAAAAAUUUACUGGUAAUUAUUGAAAUUUUUUUUUUUUUAAUGAUUUCUCGUGAGAAGUGGGUGAAGAUCAUCGAAACUCAAGAGCCAGUUGACAAAACGUGUAUAAAGGACCUCGGGUUUAAAAAUAGUUGAGGAGAUACCCCGUAUUCUUUUUCAAGUUAUUUGUUGACUGAGAAAUUUAAGAAUUAAAGGAUAAUUGACAGAAUGGCAUCGAGGGGGAAUAUGGCACAAGCACUGGGCACAGAUGGCAGUGAUUUUACUCACAGAGAAAAAGUUGCAACACAAUAUCAAAUCAGUGCUCUCAAUAAGUCAAGACUGAAGUAUUGUAUAUUUUUUCACUACCUCCUAUUCUUCGUUAUGCUGACCAAAUUGUCGGCAGAUAUUUUAGAUCAUUUAGAUAUAUUUAUUUUGGAAAUUGAGGAGUUACAAAUUCCACAGCCAUUAUUGUGGGAAUACAUCUGGUGUUCGAGUUUGCUGGUAUCAUUUUUAGGACUAGCGGCAGUAAAGAAAAAUCAAAUCAAGACACUUCAGAAAUAUAUGAUUGGCAUCCUCCUACUUGGAUUUGGUCCACUGUUUUAUGCGUUUAUUUACUAUAUUUCUGAUGUUUGGAUUUAUUUGACUGUUGGGAAAACCGAGGAAAUACAGUUGUGGCAGGGGUAUCCUUAUGGAUUUUUAUGGUACGCCUUCAUUCUUCUGGCGACACAGGUUCAUUCGUGCUCUCUACUCUUUUCCUGGAAAUUGCUCGUAGCGUGGAAAUCUCGAGGCGCCAGAAAAUAUCAAUGAACCAUAUCAGAUUAAAAGAGAACUACGAAAAAUAAAAAACAAUGAUAAAUAAUGGAA
Molecule: messenger RNA, 988 nt
Organism: Diachasma alloeum
Lineage: Eukaryota; Metazoa; Arthropoda; Insecta; Hymenoptera; Braconidae
Gene: jagn
Product: protein jagunal
Exons: 6
Coding region: 353-931 (192 amino acids)
Biological process (GO): endoplasmic reticulum organization; vesicle-mediated transport
Cellular component (GO): endoplasmic reticulum membrane
Source: RefSeq, a predicted model, not a curated record